AAUGUCACUCUCCUAGCCUCGCUGCUCGCUCCCUUGCUCUCUGUUUGUUCCUGAGGUUCUCCUCCCACCUAGAUUCCGGUAAGAAAAGGAGAAAGAUGAGCCAACGCCAAGAAUAAAAAGAUUGGCCGAGAGGCGAGAGGAGAGGGAACCAAAAAUGAAACGGGCAAGAGGAGGACGCCUUGUCUCGGGAGGUCGUUCCCUCGGUUCUGCCGCUUCCUACAUCAAGAUGAGAUUUUGAUGCGGUUCGACAGACUGGGAGGUUUUUGUCCUGGUUGGGAUAUUGUGAGGUUCUGCUAUUUAGUGCCUAGAGUUGUCAAUAUGUUCAUGCUCCUGGCCACCAUGGAUAUUUGUUCUUGAGUUGGUGAAGUGCUUUGGCACCUCUGUUCAACUUGCCCAGUUAACCAUAGAGGAAGAAUUUUACUGGCACCUUUUGUCACAACUCACAAUGGACGACGGAGUAGACCUUCCAAGCCACCACCUUCAUGGCUAUUGCUUCGACGAUUUCAUGAAAAGUACAGCUGCAUGUACUCACACACACACUUGCAAUCCGCCGGGUCCAUCGGCCGCCAUGCAUACGCACAGAUGCCUCCACACGCACAGGCAAUUCAUAGCCUCCUCUAGCGAAGAGCUGAGGACGCCUCGAAAACCUCUCGGAAACCGAGAGGCUGUGCGCAAGUACCGGGAGAAGAAGAAAGCGCACGCGGCCUUCCUAGAGGAGGAGGUCAAGAAGCUACGCGCCACCAACCAGCACCUGCUGAGGAGGUUGCAGAGGCAUGCGGCACUCGAGGCUGAGGUGGUGAGGUUAAGAGGCCUCUUGUUUGAUGUCCAAGGCAAGAUCGAUGCAGAGAUCGUCGGCGCCUUCCCGUUCCAAAAGCAUCGGAGCUUUGGUUCUGUUAUCUGCACAGAUCCUACUCUUUGCUUUGUUAAUGAUGAUGCAGAGGUUGCAGUUCCAGCCCGAGAAGAGAGCUCCGCGCCAACAAAUUUUAGUUUUGAGAUGGAUGAAAGCGACAGUAUUUCACGUGAAUUUGAUAUUCCUGAAGUGGUUAAUUCCAUGGAUGCUGCUGCAAGCUUGGUGAACUCAGCCUCAAUGGCUGAAUGACUUUGGCCAAGCUGCUUCUGAACAUCUUCAGAUGCAUACCGGCUUUGGUUUGCUUGCUGUUGUUACCUUGUUGGUAUGAUUUUGUUGCUUAUAUCCUAGUUUUGAAUAAUUGGUGGUUGCUAUAUGGGUAGGUUUGUGAAGCUGAUAUAUCCUGUCUAGAAUUAGAAGCCUGCUGGGUGUAAGUUGUAAUUCUACUUGUAACUGCUCAGUGUGUACUGUGCUUAUCUGAUAGUAUGGAAGAAGUUCUAUUCUAUGGCCUUGUUUA
This is a messenger RNA of Sorghum bicolor (sorghum), 1364 nucleotides long. RefSeq names its product basic leucine zipper 23. Gene Ontology annotation, molecular function: DNA-binding transcription factor activity, RNA polymerase II-specific; RNA polymerase II cis-regulatory region sequence-specific DNA binding. Bases 446 to 1099 code for a protein of 217 amino acids. The transcript has 3 exons. Gene Ontology annotation, biological process: DNA-templated transcription; regulation of transcription by RNA polymerase II. Lineage: Eukaryota; Viridiplantae; Streptophyta; Magnoliopsida; Poales; Poaceae. The record is from RefSeq and is a predicted model, not a curated record.